AUGGGGCAGACGCCGCCAGAGCUGAGCCGACGGGUGCAGGCAAGCUCCUACUUUUACUUGCAGUUUGGGUUAUUUGCAUCGUGUUCUGUAGACUGGAGCGGCCACGGAGGUCUUCGAAGGCGGAAUACUGUUGAUGCUGGCCCAGAGCAUGAGGAGCCCGACUUCGAGGCCAGCGUGUCGGAUGCGACAUCUGGCGUGUGUGCUGACAUCUUUCGUGAGGUCUGUGACUGGAUGUCGGACAGCCAAAGCGAGGCAUGCCAGAACCCCGACUGGAUGCCACCUCCUUGGCAAGACUCUCCGCACAGUGGACUGGUGUUGGGCCACGAGCUGACGGGAAAGGCUCUUUCUUCAGGCUCGCCGGGCAGAGGUCCUAUCACUGUGUACGUGAGAUCGCUCAAUGGCAAACUCCUGCUAGAGCUGCCGCAAGCACGUUAUCGCCACCUGCUGAUUCUACCUUUGAAGCACUUCGUGUGCGGACUCCUGCACAUCUGUCCAAAUACCUGCUUCAAAAUCGGCUUACCGCGGGAUCCGAUGUGGUGGAACUAG
Molecule: messenger RNA, 546 nt
Organism: Symbiodinium pilosum
Lineage: Eukaryota; Dinophyceae; Suessiales; Symbiodiniaceae
Source: the annotation of a GenBank genome assembly